AUCUGUUUGACUCGACGGUCACCUCAACCGUGAUGUGUACAUACAAACAUAAAGGAAUUUGUUUGUAGAGGUUUUGAUUCGUCAGCUAGAUUGACUCGAACUUUCGCCCAUAAAAUCUUGAGCUGACGGACCUAAACUUCAAAAUAUCGAAAGUCUAUGACAAACAUCACACAUAAACUUCAAGCCAAAAAAAAACUUUUCUAACGAGGAUCUGUCCAUUGACCAGCUUUGACAACCAGAAGUUGCACCUACAAGUACACUUGGAAGACUCAGAAAGAGAAGGAGACUGCACCAACAGCCAUAAGCUCAACAUCAACUAGACCCAUUGCCGGCGACCGCAAGGAAAGAACACGAUCGAAGUCCAGCUCAUACAACUCACGCCAUGGCUUCUCAAAAUGACGACCCCUUUGACUCCCUCCUCACUCUAGAAGACACACUCUACACAACCGCGCACUCCCAAGGAAUCUCCGACGGCGCCCGCGCCGGUCGAAUCGAAGGCCGCAUCUUCGGCCUCGAAAAAGGUUUCGAAAAGUUCUCUGCCCUGGGCGAAUUCCACGGACGAGGAGCAGUCUGGGGAUCACGACUCUCGCCCCCUACCCCAUCUGCCACACCCAAGCCAACAACAACCGUCUCGUCACCAUCAGACUCUCAGACCCAGCCCGCGACUGAAGCCAAGGCUGAGGCUAAAGCCCAAUUACCCGGGAUACAGAACGCGUCCACAAGAUUGCCUUCGAAUGUAUCCCUCCUCUACCACCUAACCGACCCGCUCACAUUCAGCACCUCAAACACCGAAGCCGAUGUUGCAGACUUCGACGACCGCUUUAAGCGCGCAGGUGCAAAGGCCAAAGUAAUCGAGCGCAUCAUUGGCGAAACAUCUACCACUACCACAGAUUCAAAGUCACCAGAGCGGGGUAACGCGACAGGGAAGAACAGCAACGUGAGGCUGGAAGGUGAGGGGAAGGGAGGCAGGAAGGGGGAUGAUAGUAUGGAGGAUUUUGGGGGGUCGAGGUUGAUUGGUUGAAAUUGAGGGAAGAGAAGGACGAGAAGGGCACUCUGAUCCAGUGUGGAGAUGGUACAUGGGUUGGAUAGCGUGUGCUUACUGGGAAUGGUGGGCCACGAUUGUGACUGCCUUUCUAGACACACCGUCAAACCCUCGUACGAUGCGAGGGGCUGCGUGGUCUGACCUCUUGGUGCGGAA
Macroventuria anomochaeta is the source of this 1198-nucleotide messenger RNA. RefSeq lists its product as uncharacterized. The coding region runs from base 383 to 1021 and encodes 212 amino acids. The transcript has a single exon. Lineage: Eukaryota; Fungi; Ascomycota; Dothideomycetes; Pleosporales; Didymellaceae. The record is from RefSeq and is a predicted model, not a curated record.